AUGAGCACUCACGACCUCCUGCAGACGGAAGCUGUCCUUGACGAUGAGGAAGACGAGUCCUUUGGCGAGGAGGGCGGACAAGACAAGGGGCAGGAGGAGAACGGUCACUACGAUGACUCUAGUGACGAGGAACUAGAUGACGAGGACGAGGACGCCGUUCGCGCGGUCCGGGAAGGGUUUAUCGUCGAUGAGGAUGAAGAGGACGAAGAGCGGACGGCCAGACGACGGGAUAAGAAGAAGCGUCGAAGGGCGGAGCGCAUCGAGGAAGAAGAGCUGCUCGACGAGGAUGACCUCUACUUGAUCAGAGAGAACAAUCCAGACUUUGAACUCCCAAUGCAGAAUGAGUCCAAGUUUAAGCGUCUAAAGCGCGGACACAAAGUCGGGCGGGAACAACCGCAAGGAAUCAACGACAUCUUCAAUUCGGAUGAAGAGGAAGAGGCAGACGCUUAUGGGCACGGUCGAGGCCGAAGGAACAUGCACGAUGACCUCGACGACUUCAUCGAGAAGGAUGUUUUCUCCGACGAAGACGAGCGGCAGCAAGAAGACGAGGAGAUCGCACGUCCAGCCAGAAAAGGUCUUUCCGGUUUCGCCGUGACUGAAGCGACCGGACUUGAUGAAGCUGCUCUCGAGGAUAUGCGCAUGGCUUUCGGCGACGGAAACGACUACUUGUUUGCUCUCGAGAUGGAAGACGAGGAGGAAGAGCAGCAAGAAGACGAGGAGAAGCAGCUGGACCUCAAGGACGUCUUUGAGCCCUCACAGCUCGCCGAAAAGAUGAUGACGGACGAGGACAACAUCAUACGUUCGACCGACGAACCCGAGCGGUAUCAGAUCGCCAGAAAGCCCUACCAGCAUGUCAUCUUGACAGAAGAGCAGUUCAGGGAAGAGGCUGUCUGGAUAUCGAAUCUGAUGCUGUUAAAAAAGAGGCUCAAUUCAGAUCUACAUGAGCCCUUCCAACGGGCCGUCGCCAAAGUUCUCGAAUUCAUGGUCACGGACGACUGGGAAGUGCCCUUCAUCUUCCAGCACCGGAAGGACUACCUCAUCCACGCCGUUAAGAUCCCCAUUCCUGACGGCGGAACGAACCCCGAUGGAGGGAAAUAUAUCGUUGAGGCUGAAAAGCUUCUAAGUAUGAUCGAUUUAUGGGAUAUCUUUGAAUACGACCUCAAGUUCCGCGCCCUCAUCGAUAAACGGAACACCCUCCAGACCACAUACGAUAACCUGCAGACGAUCUCUAACGUCAAGGACAAAAUGUUUGAGGAGAUGCUUCCCGCAGCUGUCACCAUGGAGGAAUUACAAGACGUCCAGGACUAUCUCUACUUCCAGUACUCCACCGAGCUCAAAGAUAUUGCGCUCUUCAACAGCAGCAAUAAUGAAGGAGAAAACGGCAUCACUUCCCAGCGCCGGAAGGCUUCAACAAAAUCAUUUUUCGAACGGGUUCGCAAUAGCCGUGCAUAUGGACUGGUUCGCGCCUUUGGCAUCACUCCUGAUGCCUUCGCACAAAACGCUAUGAAGACUGGCCGCCGGCAAUAUAUAGACGAUGCAACUGAAAAGCCUGGCGAUAUGGCAGAUAACCUUCUUGACUCUAACUUCACCAACGCAAGCCACGCCAUGAAAGCUGCUCGAACCAUGUUUGCAGAGGAACUUACCGUGAGCCCCAGAGUCCGAAAAGUCAUGAGACAGGCGUUCUACAUGAGUGGUGUAAUUGAGUGCUAUCGAACGGAGAAAGGCCUAAAGAAGAUUGACGAGCAUCAUCCGUACUAUGAGUUCAAAUAUCUCCGUGAUCAACAACUUUCAGAUAUUGCACGUCGCCCUGAGCUCUUCUUACGGAUGCUCAAGGCCGAGGAGGAAGGUCUUGUAGAUAUCAAAGUUCACUUUAAGAACUUUAAGUCAUUCAAGGAGCGCCUAUAUCCCGACAUCCAGUCCGACAACUUCAGUGAGAUUGCGGAUGCUUGGAACAAGGAGCGAAAGGACGUCCUGGACCUAGCUCUCAACAAACUGGAGAAGAUCAUGAGCAAGGGAGUCAAGGAGAAUAUGCGGACGGAGUGUGAGAACCACGUCGCGCGCGAAUGUCGAGAAGUCUUCUCACAGAGACUCGAUCAAGCCCCUUACAAACCCAAGGGAAUGAUCCUAGGUACCAUCCCUCGAGUCCUCUCUCUUACUAACGGAUCGGGAGUUGUUGGGAAAGAUCCUAUCUACUGGACGUGGGUCGAAGAGGACGGACGAGUAUUAGAACACGGGAAAUUCGUUGACCUCGCCCUUGGUGACUCCGACCGUAUGAUAGCCGACGGCAAGGAUGUGGAGGCGUUCGUUGAACUUGUUGAGCGCCGGAAACCUGAUGUCAUCGGUGUAUCGGGACAGUCUCCCGAAACCAGAAAACUGCAUAAACAGCUAUCAGAGCUCGUCCAAGCGAAGGACCUACGCGGUGCUUUCUACACUGAUGACCGAGAUGAGGAAGUCAGCGAUAUCUUGGAGGUUGUCAUCGUUAACGAUGAGGUUGCCAGGCUUUACCAGACGAGCCGCAGAGCUGAGAUGGAUCACCCAGGCUUCAGCCCCCUGAGCCGAUACUGCGUUGCCCUAGCAAAGUAUCUCCAGAACCCAAUGAAGGAGUAUGCCUCGCUGGGCAGGGACGUUGUGUCUAUCCAAUUCAGGCCCGGCCAGCAGCUCAUUCCCCAGGACAAGCUAUUAAAGCAGUUGGAAACCGCUCUUGUGGACAUGGUUAACCUGGUCGGCGUCGAUAUCAACGAAGCUGUCAGCGAUGUCUCGUCAGCGAACCUUCUUACAUACAUCAGUGGCCUCGGUCCCCGAAAGGCGUCUCAACUCCUGAAAGUUAUCAACAUGAACGGCGGCGUGGUUAAUAGCCGUAUGGAACUCUUGGGAGUAAAUGCGCAGUACCCAGCCAUGGGUGUCAAAGUCUGGAACAACUGCGCCAGUUUCCUCUACAUUGACUAUGAUAACGCAGACCCUGACACUGACUAUCUCGAUAAUACUCGUGUGCACCCCGAAGACUACGAUAUCGGCAGGAAGAUUGCAGCGGAUGCCCUCGAACUUGAUGAGGAAGAUAUCAAGGCAGAGACAGAUGAGAACGGACAAGGUGCUAUUGUUCGGAAGCUUAUCAAGGAGGAUGCACAGGAUAAAGUAAACGACCUGUUGCUAGAAGAGUAUGCCGAGCAACUGGAGAACAAUCUUAACCAGCGCAAGAGAGCCACUCUCGAGACCAUCCGUGCAGAGCUGCAGCAACCCUACGAGGAGCUCCGCAAGCAGUUCGUCUUCCUUGGCACCGAUGCCAUCUUCACGAUGUUUACAGGUGAAACCGCCGAGUCUUUGGCUCAGGGCAUGAUCGUACCUAUUACCAUCAAACGUAUCUCUGAUGAUCAUAUUGACGGCAAGCUUGACUGUGGAAUUGACGCCCUCGUCCCAGAGGCGGAAAUGACCGAUCGAUACGAUAUCCCUAUUCGGAGCCUAUACUCCCCCCAUCAGACGGCUUUGGCGAAGAUUCUCUACCUCAACCGAAAGGCGUUUGUUGCCAAUGUGUCUCUCCGUGAAGACCAGGUAACCAAGCCCUACCGUCGACAGCUGGACCACAUGCGCGGCGAAUGGGACGAAGACCAGGAGCGUGCCGACCAGGAAGCGAUGAAGGAGAAGACCCAGACGGACCAGCGUGUGCUACGUGUCAUCAAACACCCUCUCUUCCGCCCGUUUAAUGGCAGACAGGCCGAGGAGUUCCUUGCUCCUCAAAGUCGUGGUGAUGUAGUGAUCCGUCCGUCAUCCAAGGGCCACGACCAUCUUGCCGUCACCUGGAAGGUAGCCGAUGGAGUAUAUCAGCAUAUUGAUGUUUUGGAGUUGGAUAAAGAGAACGAAUUCACCGUUGGCAAGAUCCUGAAAAUUGGCGGUAAAUACUCAUAUUCCGAUCUUGACGAGCUGAUCGUCAACCAUGUCAAGGCAAUGGCCAGGAAGGUCGAUGAUAUGAUGGUGCAUGAGAAGUAUCUGAGCGGCACCAAAGAGGCAACAGAGGGCUGGUUAACAACCUACACUACAGCCAAUCCUACACGAUCAGCUUAUGCCUUCUGCCUCGAUACCAAGCACCCUGGAUACUUCCAUCUCUGCUUCAAGGCCGGGUUGAAGGCACCACUGAACAGCUGGCCUGUCAAGGUGAUCCCACAAGGCUACGAACUGCAGCGUACUCCAUAUCCCGACAUGAGAGCUCUCUGCAACGGAUUCAAGCUCCUCCAUGCCAACAUGCUGGCUUCACAGCAGCGUCGUGGAAGGUAA
Microsporum canis CBS 113480 is the source of this 4266-nucleotide messenger RNA. Its product is annotated as transcription elongation factor spt6. The transcript is spliced from 4 exons. The record is from RefSeq and is a predicted model, not a curated record. NCBI's taxonomy places the organism in Eukaryota, Fungi, Ascomycota, Eurotiomycetes, Onygenales, Arthrodermataceae. Gene Ontology annotation, molecular function: histone binding; nucleosome binding; DNA binding. Gene Ontology annotation, biological process: positive regulation of transcription elongation by RNA polymerase II; transcription elongation-coupled chromatin remodeling; mRNA transcription by RNA polymerase II. The coding region runs from base 1 to 4266 and encodes 1421 amino acids. Gene Ontology annotation, cellular component: transcription elongation factor complex.